Molecule: messenger RNA, 1526 nt
Organism: Diospyros lotus (date-plum)
Lineage: Eukaryota; Viridiplantae; Streptophyta; Magnoliopsida; Ericales; Ebenaceae
Product: ras-related protein Rab2BV-like
Exons: 3
Coding region: 425-1072 (215 amino acids)
Cellular component (GO): endosome
Molecular function (GO): GTP binding; GTPase activity
Source: RefSeq, a predicted model, not a curated record
AUAAUAAAAAUAAUUUUGAAAUAUUAAUUAAAAUUGGGCGGGCGCAUUCAAAAUAGCAGUCAGCCCAGUAAGGAGGCCGAAUAAGUGGGCCGUGGCGGCCCGUUUAAUAGCUAGCAUCGAGUGUUUCGUUUGAAUGAAGCGUUUCGUUUGGUUUUGUAUAUUUGGAAAUUUCCCGAGUUUCGCUCAUUGGGAUCGCGCUGAAUGGCAAUGGCCGUUCAAAAUUCCUACUUCCUCGCUUAUUCCGUUUCGUGCUAUUGCUAUUGCUUUCCACUCUCAAAGGCCUCUACUGCUCUCUCUCUCUCUCUCUCCACUGCAACAAUUUCUCCAGAUUGCCGUUUGUGUUCGUUUUCUCAUCACUCCAUCACAUCGUCAUAACCCGUUUUCAUGGUUCGGCAGGGGGCGUAGACUGUAGAGACAAGAAGCAAUGGCAUAUAAGGUGGAUCACGAGUACGAUUACCUCUUCAAGAUCGUCUUGAUCGGAGAUUCCGGCGUCGGAAAGUCCAACAUUCUCUCCAGGUUUACGCGCAACGAGUUCUGCUUGGAGUCUAAAUCCACCAUCGGCGUUGAAUUCGCCACCAGAACUCUUCAGGUAGAGGGAAAAACCGUGAAGGCUCAAAUAUGGGACACGGCGGGCCAGGAGCGGUACCGAGCCAUCACCAGCGCGUACUACCGGGGCGCAGUAGGCGCGCUUCUGGUCUACGACAUAACCAAGCGGCAGACCUUCGAAAACGUCCAGAGGUGGCUCCGUGAGCUCCGGGACCAUGCGGAUUCCAACAUCGUAAUCAUGCUGGCCGGCAACAAGUCCGAUCUGAACCAUCUCCGGGCAGUCUCCGAACAAGACGCCCAACUCCUGGCCGAGAAGGAAGGCCUUUCGUUCCUCGAGACCUCGGCCCUGGAAGCAUUCAACAUCGAGAAGGCCUUCCAGUCGAUUCUGCUCGAUAUCUACCAGAUCAUAAGCAGGAAGGCCUUGGCGGCGCAGGAAGCCGCCACGGGGCUUCCGGGCCAAGGAACAAGCAUCAACGUGGCCGACUAUUCGAGUAAUUUGAACAGAAGAACUUGUUGUUCUAACUAGAAGGGGAGAGCUAGCUAGCCUGGCGAGAUGGAGUAGAGUUCCCCGUACGUACGUAGAGGUCGUCUGGGAAGAAGACGUCUAAGUUUUGGAAGCCAUUACUGUGUCGGGCGAAGCUUUGUCUCUCUGAACGAAGAAGAAGAGGUGAGUGAAGAAGUGGGUCUCAUCACAGGCGGGGGAAAUCAUUCGAUGAUGAAAGGCUUUUCGUAACGAGGCGAUACACUAAUCUGUCAUUGGCAUUGUUCAUGUCGGAUUCUGAAUCUUAUCAUUCAACCAUUAAUUUUCGUUAUUAAUAUGUGAGGGUUUUUUUCACUAGUUAGGGACGUGCCUGCUGUAUGGCUUUAGCUGUCACAUUGCUUAACCAUCGAAGGUGCCUUCGAUGAAAAUUUUUUGGGUACAAUUUUCUCCCUUGUUGGUUUGGAUUCGAAAUACUUUGGUUCUUUGUUCUAAGUUUGUC